Molecule: messenger RNA, 971 nt
Organism: Photinus pyralis (common eastern firefly)
Lineage: Eukaryota; Metazoa; Arthropoda; Insecta; Coleoptera; Lampyridae
Product: peroxisome biogenesis factor 10-like
Exons: 3
Coding region: 73-912 (279 amino acids)
Biological process (GO): protein import into peroxisome matrix
Cellular component (GO): peroxisomal membrane
Molecular function (GO): zinc ion binding
Source: RefSeq, a predicted model, not a curated record
CAGCAUUCAAACUGUAGAGGUUAAAAACAUAAACUAAAAUUUAUUUAUGUGGGUUCAAACAAAUAAAAAAAAAUGCACUUGUACGACGCCAAGGUAGCUGAUAUCCUAAGAUGUGCACAAAGAGAUGACUCCUUUGUAAAAAGUUGCGAAGAAGAUGUUCUUUCAAUUUUCAAAUUACUUGGUUUCAAAAACUAUAAUCAUCUCAAAAAUACUGUACCUGCAAUUACUAACAUCUGGUAUUACUAUUUCACUUCGUUGAACAAAUUACAAACCUUAGGUGAAGAGUACACUGGAGUUAUAAGAUUUACGGAUAAAAAUAACAUUCCAUCAAAAUUUGUACAAGUUCUUUGGAUACUGUUUUAUAUAGGUGGCGAAUCAUUAUAUAACCGAUUUCUAGAUAAACUAAAAACAAAUAUAAAUAAUUCUGAAACCCUAACUAACCAUGCACGACUUAAGUUGAUACGUGUAAUAACAUUUUUCAAAGAGAAUAAAUUGUUAUUGUUACGAUUACACUAUUCCCUAUUUUAUAUAUAUGGCAAGUACUACAAUCUUUCAAAUCGAAUUUGGGGAAUCAAAUAUAUUUUGUUACGACAGUGGCUACAAGACGAUUCUUCUACCCUCAGUUUUAAUAUACUAGGAAAAGUGUCUCUAGCAUAUUUAGUGUAUGCUUUGAUACGUGGAAUGUAUUUGUCUAAAGAUGAGGUGGAAGAGACUGCGAUAAGCAACUACAGUAGCAGCAGCACACUAUGCAGCUUAUGUACAGAACCCCGGAAAGAUACGUGUGCUACAUCCUGUGGUCACUUAUUUUGUUGGAAGUGUAUUUAUGAAAGCUUAAAUUACCAACAAUUUUGUCCUAUUUGUAGAGAAAUUAUCCAUCCUAGUAGGAUUAUAUUUUUGCAAAAUUGUGAGUAGGUAGACAACAUGUUAAAUGUUAGUUUACAUAACUGUUAUGCAAUAAAAUGUUCAGUGUU